Trichoderma citrinoviride is the source of this 1662-nucleotide messenger RNA. Its product is annotated as GTP-binding protein Obg/CgtA. The record is from RefSeq and is a predicted model, not a curated record. Gene Ontology annotation, cellular component: mitochondrion. NCBI's taxonomy places the organism in Eukaryota, Fungi, Ascomycota, Sordariomycetes, Hypocreales, Hypocreaceae. Bases 1 to 1662 code for a protein of 553 amino acids. Gene Ontology annotation, molecular function: GTPase activity; GTP binding. The transcript is spliced from 3 exons.
AUGUCUCUUUACGCUGUCAACAUCCUACCUGAAUCGCGACUGAAUCCGGCGCCGGACGACUAUGCAGCACCCAGCUUUGCGGACAAAGCUGAGCUGACAGUCUAUGCCGGCCGCGGCGGUAAUGGCUGCGUCUCGUUCCAGCGAGAAGCUUUCCUGCCCGACGGCCCUCCCAAUGGCGGCGAUGGAGGCAUAGGAGGCAACGUCUAUAUACAGGCCGCCCAUGGCGAGACUUCGCUGCAUAAGCUCGCCCGUCGGCGCUUCAUCCGUGCUGGACGCGGGAGGCACGGGCAGGGCAGUGGGAAAGGCGGCAUGCGAGGCGAAGACGUCGUCAUCACCGUCCCAGUCGGCACAAUCGUGCAGGAGAUUGAACGUCACGACCCAGCUGCCGAGGAAGAAAUGGCCCUGAGGGCGUAUCAGGCGCUGAAGAAACAGAGAAGACGUGAGCUUCUGGCCCAGCAACAGCGCGACCGUGAAGCCGAGCUGGAAGCCGAGCAGGAAGCCGAGCAGGAAGCUGAAGAGGACGAUCUGGAUGAAAGACGCCGAAAGAAGAACAGCCCCGAGGAUGAUUACGAUCCAGACGCCGACAACCCUGAGCGCGAGAAGUGGCUUCUCUAUCCAGGCAUGUCCAAGAGCGAGAUGAAGUCCGCAGAGUUCCCCAAGCUGCCCAAGCGGACUCGCUACUUUCAGCAGCCUCCCCCGCCUAUCUAUCUCGACCUCUCCAGACCAACACCGACGCCCAUCUUGCUUGCCGUAGGCGGCAUCAACGGCCUUGGCAACCCUCAUUUCACGUCUAGAAACCACCCGCGACCAGUAUUUGCCACCAAGGGCGAAGAGGCCGUCACUAUGAAAAUCUCCCUCGAACUCAAGCUCCUGGCCGACGUAGGCCUCGUGGGCCUGCCUAACGCCGGGAAGAGCACUCUAUUGCGAGCUCUCACAAACAGCCGUGCGCGGGUCGGCAACUGGGCCUUUACUACGCUGCAGCCCAACAUCGGCACCGUCGUCCUGGACAAGUACUCUGGCCGUCCCAACGUCAAAGCCCGCCGCCACCGCUACCCGUCUUCAUCUCCAGACGCCAACGCCGAUGAUUCCGCCCUGGGCGAGCCGCGAACCCGCUUCACCGUUGCCGACAUCCCGGGCCUCAUUGAAGGAGCGCAUCUCGACCGCGGCCUCGGCAUAGCCUUCCUCCGCCACGUCGAGCGGGCCGGCGUCCUCGCCUUCGUCAUCGACCUCAGCGCCGGCAGCGCCGUCGCCGCCCUGAAAGCCCUCUGGCGCGAAGUCGGCCUCUACGCCGAAAUGCGCCAGGAAGAAGAGCGCUCGCGCGAAUUCGAGGCCGCCGUGGACUGGGACCUGGCCUCGCAGGCGGAGCGCGGGCCUAUCAACCUCAUGGGCGCCUCAUACGGCACGCCGCUGCCUAUGCAGGAAGCGCAAACCAGGACGCCGACGCUGCACAUUGCGGGCAAGCCGUGGUACGUGGUCGCCACCAAGGCUGAUCUGCCGUCGACGAGGGAGAAUUUCAAAGAGCUGGAGAAGUAUCUCGAGGAUGUUACGGAAGGGAGGGAGGAGCAUCCGAGUGGUGUUGAGGGGGCGUGGACGAAGAACUGCGCCGCGAUUCCGGAAGAGACUUUGUACGAUACAUAUGAUGGCAUUUUGUACAGCAUAUAG